AUGGUACAGUUCGGGCGGAAUACCAACCCAGGCACGACACUUUUGGCAAGCUCCUUUUUGAUGGAGGAACUUCCCAUCCGUUUUGCGCAUCGUGUUAAGGAGCUGCAUGAACUCCCGGUUGAUCUGGCCAAGACGCCGUCAAUUGUCAAAGUGAAGAAUUGGUAUGCACAGUCUUUCGAGGAGCUGGUCGACUUUCCAGCGCCACGCCUGCCUGAAGCGCUUCAACGCAAGCUAUCGAAAUUGAUCACUGUAGAGACCGAGCGAGACAGCGUUCCUUCUGUUCCAAACCCUAGUCUUCAGAGCGACGCACAGCUGGAGGACGGUGUCUCCAAAACGCACUUGGACUCAAAUGGCCAGGCACAAGGAUGCGCUAUCAAAGGGCGCCCUAUUUUGAAUUACGGCUUGCAGACGAAACUGCUAGAUGAUAUCAAAUGGCCACAAGAGGUAUUGGAUUACGAUACACGGUUUACACAAUGCCUCGAGCGCAUAAAACGACGACACGAUGCGGUGGUGACGACGGUGGCGCAAGGUGUAUUGGAAUACAAGCGUGCCAAGCAUAGGAGCGGCAUCGAAGUAGAUGUGCAGCAGUUUCUCGACCGGUUUUACAUGUCGCGGAUCGGGAUUCGUAUGCUCAUUGGCCAGCACAUCGCCUUGGGCCGUGAGAACAUGAACAAGCGGCAAGAUGCACUGGGAAGGAUUGCGGCAAAUGCAGUGAACAGAUCCCUCGCUGGUACUGUGGUUAGCGAUGCGAGUGGUCGCAGUCCCGAGGAAUACGUCGGCAUCAUAUGCACAAACACCAAUGUCGGCGCCGUGGCGCACGAAGCGAUUGAAAACGCGCGCUUUGUCUGCGAAGAGUACUACGGUCUGUUCCGCGCGCCACCAGUUCAGCUCGUGUGUCCAUCGAACUUGACGUUUAUGUACGUGCCGAGCCACCUGAACCAUAUGCUCUUUGAACUGCUGAAAAAUUCACUGCGCGCAGUUGUGGAGCGGUACGGCACUGAGAAUGAAGACAACUUCCCGACGACCAAGGUGAUCGUCAUUGAAGGGAAGGAGGAUAUUACGAUUAAGAUUAGCGACGAGGGCGGCGGCAUCCCGCGCAGCGAGGUGCCUAUGGCAUGGACGUACAUGUACACGACAGCGACCUCGGACGAUUUGGACCCCGACUUUCAGUCGUCUGAUUUCCAUGCACCCAUGGCUGGGUUCGGCUACGGACUUCCACUUGCGCGGCUCUAUGCGCGCUACUUUGGCGGCGAUUUGAAAUUGAUAUCCAUGGAAGGCUACGGCACCGAUGUAUACCUGCACCUAAAUCGCCUCUCCUCGACGACCGAGCCUCUGCCAUGA
This is a messenger RNA of Malassezia vespertilionis, 1341 nucleotides long. It is a transcript of the gene PDK2, whose product is annotated as [pyruvate dehydrogenase (acetyl-transferring)] kinase. The transcript has 2 exons. NCBI's taxonomy places the organism in Eukaryota, Fungi, Basidiomycota, Malasseziomycetes, Malasseziales, Malasseziaceae. Gene Ontology annotation, molecular function: pyruvate dehydrogenase (acetyl-transferring) kinase activity. The record is from RefSeq and is a predicted model, not a curated record. Gene Ontology annotation, cellular component: mitochondrion. Gene Ontology annotation, biological process: protein phosphorylation; regulation of glucose metabolic process. Bases 1 to 1341 code for a protein of 446 amino acids.